Aspergillus glaucus CBS 516.65 is the source of this 1650-nucleotide messenger RNA. RefSeq lists its product as uncharacterized. Bases 108 to 1250 code for a protein of 380 amino acids. The transcript is spliced from 2 exons. Lineage: Eukaryota; Fungi; Ascomycota; Eurotiomycetes; Eurotiales; Aspergillaceae. The record is from RefSeq and is a predicted model, not a curated record.
UUAUAUUUUUGCUUAGAAGAAGGAAAAAAGAAGAAAGAGAGAGAGAGAACAAAAAAGACAGGAGUGUUGAGACAGAAAUAAGCAGAUGUUGCGAAUUGGCAUAUAAAAUGUAUUUCCCUCCCUCUUCCUGUUCCUCGUCGUCGUCGUCCUCUGUGUAUCCCUCGUCCCAAGGAUCUUCCACCACCAGUUCCUCCUCACAUCGUGGAUACCGUCAGCCGAGCUUAAUCUCCAGACCAUCGCUAACUCACCCCACACCCGUUUCGUUGUCUUCCUUGCGCGAUCUGACAGCGACUUCCUCGACUUAUAAUCCUCCAUCUUCCUCCUCCUCUUCUCCUUCCAUCUGUUCUUCUCCUACACGUUCAACUUCGCCGACCACUGCUACUGCGGAUAGUUUGGACUCUCUUAACCUCUCAAGCUCCUCUUCCCGACCCAUCCCCAUCCCAAAACCGGUUUCUACUGCGGACCUCCCCGUCACCCCACUGACCGGCCGUUUCGAAAAAGGUUAUUAUUUCGCACCGCAGCAAACCGAUCAAUCUCCUCCGUCUGAGAGAAAACCAUCUUCGCAUAAAAACAUCAAAAACCUCGACCCUCACGGUCGUCACCGUCGCUCUCACCGUCGUCAUCAUCAUCAUCAUCAUCUUCACCAUCACUCCCACAAUCUUCACCACCACCACCAGUCUACUCCAAGCAUGCGCUCCGACAGCUCGAACUUUUACUCCCCUGUCAUGUCCUCGGCCAUGCCACCCUCCGGACGUCCUGCCUCUCCGCAAUCGUCUCGAUCUCGCGCUCAGAAUACCACAAAGUCCGUCCCUUCCUUCCAUCUGAGCAAUCUUCCACGCUUCCAUCCCACCGUCUACCCCUCUACCGGCUCGCAGACUACGGUCGGACAGCAGCAACAACAGUCUCAGCCUCCAAUGCAAUCGCGGCACCAUACGUAUCGCCAGUCAUCAGGCUCCUCCUCUCGGGAUGGCAUGCGGCAGCUGAUGGAGAGUGUGGCAUCCUCGCGAGUACCUUCGGGACAGUACUCUCCAAGCCCAUCUGCUCCACGGUUGGACCCCCUUUUGAGCCCGGGUCCCGUCACUCCCUUGGUUUUGGAGGAAGGUAACAGCUAUCUCACUUCCGGCGCAUCCGGUGCGACAGAUCCAUUCUCGAGAGACCCUCCGAAUUCGGGAUCCGCGUCGGAUAAGAUCGCCCGCGAAGGGGACCGAGCUUGGCAGAAGAGCAGCAUAUUAAGUGCUAAGGGUCGGUGACUGUUGCCAGCUGCCUGCAUUGUUGGUGGCAUGGCCUUGGUCAAAAAGUCUUCGUCGUCUAUGUUUUUCUUUUCGUUUUUUCGCCCUCCACUCAGUCACGAUUUAUUCAAACGGCAUUAUGAAGUCUCUGAAUUGAUUAUAAACUAUAACCCAGCAUCUAGCAUCAUGAUAUAUCUAUAUUAUACCCCCAAUGGCAUUAUCAGCCUUUUGAUAUUCUUUACCUUUUAUGGGUCCUUUGUUACAUGUUGUCAUGGAUUAGAAGGACAGAGCCAGACUGUUCUGACUAGGAUAAAUGGCUCUGGACAAUAGAACUUGUUCAAUACUUCCAUAUUGUAACUCGUUAGUGUACAUGGCUUGCGUAUUCACUGCUUCUAAAUAAUUAUAUGUGUUCUAUCCCCUA